CCUCCCCGCGCCCCGCCCCAAGAUGGCGCGCGGCGCUGAGGGGAGUUCCGGUGCCGCCAUGGCCGCGACGCGGCUGGAGCUGAACCUGAUGCGGCUCCUGAGCCGGUGCGAGGCGCUGGCGGCGGAGCGGCGGGACCCCGAGGAGUGGCGGCUGGAGAAGUAUGUGGCUGCUCUGGAGGACAUGCUCCGGGAGCUGAAGAAGCAGUCCAGUAAGCCAGCCCCUGAAUUACUGAAUGAAUACUCUCGCAAAGUGGACUUCCUAAAGGGACUCCUAGAAGCUGAAAAAUUGGGUGUCCUAUCCAUGACUGCUCCCUGCUUCUCCCAGCCUUCCUCGACAGAAAAGGCUCUGGCAAACCAGUUCCUGGCCCCUGGGCGCACGCCGACGACAGCCAAGGAGAGGAGCCCGGCCACCAAAACCGUGCACCUGCAGACCAAGGCGCGCUGCACGGGCCAGAUGAGGAGCGAGCUGCUCGGCACGGACCCCCUGGCUGCUGAUGAUUCUGAGGAGUUGAGCAUAAGGAAGCGAAAAGGCCUCACAUCAGAUGAGAAGCAGUCAGCAGUGGAGCUGGAUGCUGUGCUGCAGCAUCACCAGGACAUGCAGGAGAAGCUGGCUGAGGAAAUGCUCAGCUUGGCUCGCAGCCUCAAAAACAACACUCUGGCUGCCCAGAACGUGAUCAAACAGGACAACCAGACACUGUCACACUCCCUCAGGAUGGCAGACCAGAACUUCGAGAAGCUCAAGGACGAAUCCGACCGCCUGGAACAGCACGCCAAGAAAUCUGUCAACUGGCUGCUCUGGAUAAUGCUAAUUGUAGUUUGUUUUAUAUUCAUCAGCAUGAUUCUCUUCAUCAGGAUUUUCCCCAAACUGAAAUGAUUCUGUUUCAUUUUAUUUAAAGCUGCCUGCAGUGCAGUGGGAAAGCUCAGCUGGUGUGAGAGCUGUCACAGUCAAUGCCCUUAAAGAGGCUGUGCAAGGCCUGCCUUGCAUCUCCUCCCUGUGCAGGCAGUGGAGGAA
Passer domesticus (house sparrow) is the source of this 1012-nucleotide messenger RNA. It is a transcript of the gene USE1, whose product is annotated as unconventional SNARE in the ER 1. Gene Ontology annotation, cellular component: SNARE complex; endoplasmic reticulum. The record is from RefSeq and is a predicted model, not a curated record. Gene Ontology annotation, molecular function: SNAP receptor activity. Lineage: Eukaryota; Metazoa; Chordata; Aves; Passeriformes; Passeridae. The transcript is spliced from 8 exons. Gene Ontology annotation, biological process: retrograde vesicle-mediated transport, Golgi to endoplasmic reticulum. The coding region runs from base 23 to 874 and encodes 283 amino acids.